AUGGGUGAUGAACAAGAUAUUCGAAAAAUGGGAGGUUUACGAAGAAUUUUACCAUUUACAUAUAUAAUGUUUUUAAUAGGUUCACUAUCAUUAAUGGGUUUUCCAUUUUUAACUGGAUUUUAUUCAAAAGAUUUAAUAUUAGAGGUGGCUUUUGCGGAUUUUAGCGAAACAGGUCAUUUUGCGUAUUGGUUAGUGAAACUAAUGCUUAUAAAAAUAUUAUUAAAAAUGCUCAUGACGUACCAUUAG
Molecule: messenger RNA, 246 nt
Organism: Plasmopara halstedii
Lineage: Eukaryota; Oomycota; Peronosporomycetes; Peronosporales; Peronosporaceae
Product: nadh dehydrogenase subunit 5
Exons: 2
Coding region: 1-246 (81 amino acids)
Biological process (GO): ATP synthesis coupled electron transport; electron transport coupled proton transport
Molecular function (GO): NADH dehydrogenase (ubiquinone) activity
Source: RefSeq, a predicted model, not a curated record